AUGAUUCUCUCCGAUCAAAACUUUUUACAGACCCAAUGGAAAGAGCCACAGACGGCACAAUCAAAGAAUACGGAAUCGAAAUGCGAAUUCCAUGGAAACUCGAAUGAGGUGAAGCCGAUUGGCAGUCUCAACGGACAGUCGAUCGCUCAAUGCCGUAUUCACACUGAAAAGACGGUUCCAAUUGUGAAGGGCGGUGAACAGGCGAGGAUGGAGGAGAACGAGAUCUACGCGAUUGAGACGUUCGGAUCUACGGGAAAAGGAUAUUUUCAUGAUGAUAUGGAAACAUCGCAUUAUAUGAAGAAUUUUGAGCUCGCCGACGAGAAAAUUCCACUUCGCUUGCAAAAAUCGAAGGGUCUUCUCAACUUGAUCGACAAGAAUUUCGCCACGCUGGCUUUCUGCCGUUGUUGGAUUGAUCGGCUUGGAGAGACCAAGUACUUGAUGGCUCUCAAAGACCGCUGGAUGGCUAUGGUUGGAGCUUGUAUACUACAAAGCUUUGCGGGAAAAAUUAUCGGCAAACGUGCAAACCUGCUUCUCAAUUUGAUAAUUUAA
Messenger RNA from Caenorhabditis elegans, 549 nucleotides. It is a transcript of the gene F53B6.5, whose product is annotated as Peptidase_M24 domain-containing protein. Gene Ontology annotation, biological process: proteolysis. Lineage: Eukaryota; Metazoa; Nematoda; Chromadorea; Rhabditida; Rhabditidae. Gene Ontology annotation, molecular function: metalloaminopeptidase activity. The coding region runs from base 1 to 549 and encodes 182 amino acids. The record is from RefSeq and is marked reviewed. The transcript has 2 exons.